AUGACUACUACCGAUGAAUGUUCUGGUUCUACUGCUGACAUUAACAAGCCUUUUCGUUUUGAGGGUUUGCAUUUUAAACGUUUGAGACAAAAGAUGUUUUUUCUGACCAUGAAAAAAGUUGCGUAUGUGCUUACUGUUUUGAAACCAGUUGUUUGUGAGACUCCACCUCCUGCCGAGAAGAAGGAUGAAGUCGAAAAGUACGAAUCGCAGGUUAAGGAAAUGGACUCUUGGGUAGAGAAUGAUUUUCUAUGUAAGAAUUUUAUUUUGAAUGGUUUGUCUGAUGAUUUGUAUGAUUAUUAUAAUUCUGACAAAUCUGCCAAGGAGAUAUGGGAAGCAUUACAGAAAAAAUAUGACACCGAGGAGGCGGGAACAAAGAAAUACGCUGUGAGCCGCUACCUGAAGUUUCAAAUGACCGAUGAUAAAUCAAUCGAAGCCCAGUCUCACGAGCUUCAGAAAAUAGCUCACGAAAUUUUGUCUGAAGGUAUGACUAUUGAUGAACAAUUUCAAGUUGAUGUUAUGAUUGAUAAAUUACCCCCUUCGUGGAAAGAUUUUAAAAAUACUCUCAGGCAUAAAACAAAAGAGUUUUCGUUGGAAAGUCUGAUCACUCGUCUUCGAAUUGAGGAGGAAGCUAGAAAACAAGACCAAAAGGAAGAGGUGCUUGUUGUUGGAAACAACAACAACACUAAUAAAAGAUCCACUGCUGUUCUGAAACCCAAUGGGAAAAACUUUAAGAAUUAG
This is a messenger RNA of Cannabis sativa, 738 nucleotides long. RefSeq lists its product as uncharacterized. The record is from RefSeq and is a predicted model, not a curated record. Lineage: Eukaryota; Viridiplantae; Streptophyta; Magnoliopsida; Rosales; Cannabaceae. The transcript has a single exon. Bases 1 to 738 code for a protein of 245 amino acids.